CAAAAUGGCGCGGAUUCUACGAGCUCCGAAGAAAGAGAAAGGCAUUUAAAGUGCCAAAAUACGUGCAAUAUAAGUCAAUUCUCUAGAAAAAUGUACUUUAAUUAGACGUGUUUUAGUAAGGACUAAACGACAAACAAUCUCGCAAGAUGUGUGACGUGUGCUGUGAUCUUCUAGCUCUACUUCAAGCCCAUGAUGAGCGUGUUGAUAGAGGUGAAGGUCAUGAAUUGUCCAAGGAAGAAGCCAUGGUGGUGAUAACAUACACUAAUAUAUGGUCUCAAAGACAAUGCUUGUGCUGCUUCAAAGACUUCAAAAACUUUGAGAAGUUCAACAACAUUGUCCAAGUGCUACUAAACCUUGCUAUAUGCUUCAUACGGACUUUACCCCAGGACUGUCAUAAACAAUUAGAAAAAGAGAAACUGCAAGAGGAAAAUUCAAAAAAUUCUGAUGCAACAAAAACAGAAGAUAUAAAACCAAGUGAUAAUAAGGCACCCAAGGAUAUUGAUGAUGAGAAAAUAUCAGUUGAUGUGGUUAACGAUAGUGAUGAUGAAAAUAUGGAUGAGUCUGAGAAAACGGAGAUUGAAGAAUGGAGCAUUGAUGAUAAGGAUAAACUAAUGCAGUUUGUAGCAAAGGUGUUUCUCAUGAAUUUCCCAUUGUAUAUGGCUUACAAACAUGGCAUUGGAAAUUCUUUAGAGGAGUUGCCCCAACAGGAGGCCACAGCCCUACAGAGCUAUUGUGAAGUCACAGAUCCAGAGAUUCCUGUGUUCUUGCUGCGGAAUGUCUGCUUCUUCUGUGAUCGCAAUGGUGUGCAUCUAGCCAUGGGGCAGUGUUUUGACAAGGCAACCCCUGACACACUGCCAUAUACUCUUGCCCACACUCUCAUCACAAUUAUAGCUAAUCUUCGUUUGUGGAUGAACAUCCCAACUGUAAUGCAGUACAUUGUUCCACUAAGGUCACAUGUUAUCAGGUAUAUGUGUAAACUGUCAGACAGGGACUUGAGAAUGGCUGGGACUCGCAAUAUGACAGAUUUGAUGUGGGCCGCUGUAAAGGAGCCAGUUGAAACCACACUUGCGUAUGACAGAGAAGGCUUGGAUCUUGCCUUCAAAUAUUUCACAUGCUCAACAUUAACUAUACGACUGGCUGGUUUAGCGCAGAUAAAUACCCAAAUCAACAUUUACAAUGAAUUUCUCAACAAUGAUAGUAUGACAGAAGCUGAACAUAUUGGUGCCCAACUUGCCAACUGGCUUAUAGAGAAUAAGAUAAUUGAGCACAUGUUUGGUCCCAAUCUGCAUGUAGAGUUAAUCAAACAAGCGCAGCCAAUUCUAAACUUUCUAGCUAUUGAACAGAAGAUUACCAAUGAACACAUAGACUGUCUUUGGGCAGCAGGGCAGCUAAAACACUGCAGUAAACAAGUCCAUGAUGUUAUGAUUCCUCUGAUUAAGAGCCUGGAGGUUCAACCUGUACAGCAUCUUCUAGAGCUGGUCUCCUCACUAGAGCCAAUAGCCCAUACUGAACAGACACUGUUCCUGGCCUCUGCACUCACAAAGUUCCUGUGGAACAUGAUGACCCAGUCAGGGAGUCAUGUCACAGCUGUGCCUCACCAUUGUCAUAAUCACUCAUUUACUGCUUUAGAUAAAGACCAUGAAGACAUUACUAAAGUUGGAUUAGCUGAUCUUAAGAGGCACAAUGUCAGCAGUAGCGGAGAGGCUUCCGGAAGUGAAGAUGAGGCUCAUAGGAGACCAAGGUCACGAAGAGGUCAAGGUCAUUCAGAAAGAGAGAUCUCAGAACACCAUCAAAGACUAUUACGACAGAAAAUCCAUCAAAAAUCCAAGCAAAAACACCGGUGUCAUGAUUCGGAUAAUAGCAGUGUGAUUGCUCAUAGUGACCUGAGCAACAUCAGCGAUGACAGUUUGCCAACUGAUAUGUCUGAGAAUGAGCACAUGUGUGGAAGAGGGGUCAGGAAAGGAAGUGCUCAUUUCAUUGAUGUUAACGACAUUGAAGAUGAGGAGGAAGAUCAGGGAAUGAGCACUGAGAGUGAAGGAGAUGAAGAGGAUGAUGAAGAAGAGGAGGAGAGUGAAUCAUGUGAGGAGAUCUCAAUUGAUGAAGAGGAACAGCAGAUACUGUUGGAACAAGCCCAGCACAGACGUCACCAACAGAUGCUGCAUCGAUUGAGAAUGAAAGAGAUGAGGCAGCAGGGACAUGUGCAUGUUCAUGAUGAUGACGAAGAUGAGGAUGAAGAGGAAGACUCAGAUGAGGAAGAUUAUGAGACAGAUGAAGAGGAGGAAGUGAUGAAGAGGAUGAUGCGACACCGACGUCAAAUGGAGGAAGACAGUGAGGAUAGCGAGGAGUUUGAUGAGGAGGAUUUAUGCGAAGAGGAGCUUGAUGUAUACCAGCAGGAACUGCUCCUCCAGCAACAUUGUCCCCCACUGAGGGUAGUUACCCAUAAUUCACCCAAGAAUAAAUCACCUAUCAAAUCCCCCCAAAAAUCAACAAUCAAAGCAACACCGCCUAAGUCUCCUGGGAAGGCUCUGUCUAAAUCACCAGAAAAGAAAUUUGAGAAGACUGACAAAACAAAACCCAUUUCACCUAAAAAGACUGGUGACCAGAUAAGAAAAAUACAACAAUCAAAAGUCAAGUCAUCCGAUUCCAAAAAAUCUAGUCCAGUAAAAAGUCCUCAAAAAUCUCCACUUAAAUCCCCUAAGAAGACGACUCCUGUUAAAUGUGAUAAACCAAAACCUGACAAUGUUAGUGCUCAAGAAAAACAAAUGGAAAAAAGUGAACCAAAAAUGAAACCACAAAUUGAUGAACAGAAGAAAGAGAAUGAUCAUUCCAAAGCUGAAAAGUGCAAAGAGGUGGAACAAGUUGAUAUGAAAGGAGGGCAAGAUGAAGGCAACAUGGAAGUUGAAGUUACUGAUCUGACAAACUUUCAACCUACAACUGAACAGGAUUCAGAGAAAUGGGGUUUCCUGAUUGAGAAGUCUGAAGAAGAAGGCAGCAACUCAUCACGAAUGAGUGCCAAAUCAGAUAAAAAUAUGGCUGAUUUUGAAGGAGAAGAGGGGUUGAGUGAUGAAGAAAUUGCUCACUUGACCAGCCAUGCUGUCCCAACCUGUAGCACUCCAAGCAGACAGAGACAACCAGCACAUGCUAUGGGCUCAGACUUUCAUAAACAAUUAGUCCAAGGCUCCAGGAAAGUGAAUGAGUCUGAAAGCACAAGUAGCAACCCCAAUAGCAGCCAUAUGUUGGAGGAUGUAUCUGAUAGGGGGAAUACAUUACUAUGGGACCUCAUACAGGAUGAUACAGUGCAUUUACUGCCAGAAGGGCUCUCAAUGGAAGCAGAGAAGAUCCUAUGUUCUCUGAUUUGCUUCACCAAUGACCAUAGGAUCAGGAUGAGCUUCAUUGAGGCAUGUAUUGACAAUGUGGCCCAUCACAGGUCUGUCCUCGUCUCUCUGAGGAUGCUACCCAAGCUAUUUGGAUCCUUCCCAGUGUUCACAAGGGCAACUCUGGACACAUAUCAAGUCACAAUGUGGGCUGAAAAGGAACUGAACAUGAUGCAGUAUUUCUUUAAAGAUUUGGUUUAUUACGUUGAGGUGCUACAGAACAGAGAGAGGUCUCACUACAUCUACACACACAGGGAUGAGAUUCAAGUCCGUCUACAUUUCCUCGCAUACGUCUUCUCUGCAGUUGGAUCACCUGAUGCAUUCCGUCUUACCCUUGAACAAGUAGACACAUUGUGGAGUUGUUUGGCCACUGAUGAAGAAUGUUCUGACGAUUGUCUUAGUUGGUUCUUGAACCAGGCCAAGAGUAAGGACCAUCAUGCAAUGGGGCUAGAGACAUUUAAACAUCUUUUUAUGGAGAAGAUGCCACAGUUGCGCCCAGAGUCUAUGACAAUGACGGGACUGAAUUUGUUCCAACAGCUCUGUCAUUUGGCACGAAUCGCCAACUCCUCCAUGGAUAAUGCGCUCCCAGAGGAUAAGAUCAGUGGGAUGAACCAGCUGUGGGGGAUAGCCCUGAGGGCUCAGAAUACGGAUGUCAGUAUGAAUGCGGUCCAGUUCAUCAACAAUUAUUACAUCAAUUAUGGUAGCGGCUCUCUAGAAAAGGAGGAAGAAUUUGUCAAUAAGUGCAUGGAUUACCUCGUCAAUGCCUCCAAGAAUAUCUCCAUUGACCCCGAAUGUGAACUCAUGGUGAUCCAGCGUGGUUUGAUUCUCUUGAAGAACCACCUUGAAAGCUUUAGGCAGCGUUAUGCCUUUCACAUGCGUAAUUGGUUACUGGAUGGCAUGGGCGUGUUCAGCCAUCAGAAAGGUGUGAAAGACAAACAGUCCACACCUAUCAGAGUUGUGUUACAACCAGCAGGACAUGCAGAGAAGAUAACCAUAGAAAUGAUGUCAACAGAUCAAAUAGCCGAUUUACGCGCUGAGGUGACCCGCUGGUGGAGUGCUUUACAGAAACAAGAGCAGAAAAUUAAGAAACAGCAAGCUGCUGGAACUACUUCCAUGUUGACCCCUAUCCUGGGGUCAAUGUUAGGUGAUGGACCAAUCAGAAUGAUCACUUUGGGCCAGGAGUUGUCUUUUGAUGUUGAUGAGAAAACACUUUCUGAAAUGCAGUUCAAGGAUCAGCAGCUGCUGUUUGUUUCUGUGGGUGCCAGCAGGACCCCCAGGAAGCAUGAUGGCUCCACCCCCACAUCAUUCCUGCCUGCCCCAGAUAGGGACCAGAUCCCAAUGAUGUUGCUGCAGAAGUCUCCACACUUUGAGCAGCUAUUCAAUCUGCUGCAGCAGCUUGCAAGUCUCAAUUGUGAUGACUCUAUGGAUUCCCAGGAGCUAUGCAGCAUACAAAACAAGGCUAGACUGUUGUCUAGGAGAGUCUGGGAAUUGCUCAUGUUGCUACCCACCAAUACAGACAUCUUGCUAGGCUUUAAGAGUAUCAUCAAUAAUGAAACAGAGAAGGCUAGUAAAGAGAAGCAAAGGGUUGGUGUAGUAGAUUGGGAUUCUCUUCUAUCAACGCAGAGUUCCCACAAGUUGAUGUACUCACUACAGAUUGUAGAGUCGCUGUCUAGACCACUUAAGAACAGAAGGAGAUCUAUGAUGCGCUCAGGGGGAGGUGAUUCUUACUUGAGCACAGAUUCUGAGAUGUCAGUAGAUUGUGAAACUGCGGAAGAGAUUUGGAGUAAACAGUUUAUCACCCAGGGAGGUUUGAAGCAUCUCUUUAACAUCUUCACAUCUGGUGUCUUACAAGUAAAGGAUGGAGACAACUGGAACCAGUGGAGUCAAGAAUGCCUAGCUUAUCUACUAAGACUGGUCAGUCAGUUUGCUGUUUUGCAAUCUGAUGGUGAAGAUGACGUCUUUGAGACAUUUGAAAGCCCAAGGAAGAAAAUGAAGCGACACAAAGCCAGCGAGAAAAUGAAUAUACAGACUCUGAAUCAGGCAAUUCUGUCAAUGAUAAACACAGAUACUGUACUAAAGAUCCUGAUGACGAUAUUGUAUGAUGCGACUCUGCCAGCUGAUCCUAGCCAAGUGCACAGUGGAUCAUGGGGUAGAACUGAGGUGGUUCACUAUGCCCUGUCAUUCCUUGUUUCCUGGGCCUAUAGCUGUGAUAAGGUGCUCCCUGCUCUCUGUAGCUGUGAUAAUUUUCCACAGUGGCUAAAACGAUUAACUCUUGAAGCACCGGAGCCAUACAUGAGACUAGAAGCAUGUAGGGGGAUAUACAGACUUUGUUUGGGGAGGUCAGAUGAUGGAAAACUUGGUUACAACUUUCUGAUGCCAGUUCUUGCCAGCCUCCUCAGCUUCCUGAGUAAAACCUUGAAGAUGAAGCCUCGUAAACGAGAUUAUGAUGACAAGGACAAGGAACUCUAUGGAGCUGGGUCCAGAGAUUACUUCUGGUUGCUAUGCCGACUAAUAGAUGGCAUUUGUCACAAUGAUGCAGAGAAAAGUUGGCAAGAGGAGGAAAGCACAGUGGAUUUGGACUGGUUGGCGAGCCAUACUAUGGGUCUAAUACUAGAUAGGGAAUAUAAAGAGACUAAACAGUUGGAGGAUGAUGGUCUCAUUGGUCUGUUGAAUGUUACAUCUGCUGUCAUGAAACACAAUCCACCUGUGAAGUUCCAAGAGAGGGGACAGAGUUUUACACUGGAGGUUUUCUGGAUGUUGUUUGCGUUACCUACACAAGAGAAGCGCCAUCUGCCCAAGUGCAAGUCCCAUACAGCCAGGUCUGCCGCCUAUGACCUUCUAGUUGAAAUGGUGAAAUCUAGUCUUAAUAAUUAUGCUGUCUUCCAUGAGAAAAUGCUGGCACAACAUAUGAAAGAUGGCCAUUCCCCAUAUACCUGGGACCAUUGGCCCCAUGAGGAUGGCAGAUCUACAUGUGGCUAUGUAGGACUCACAAACCUUGGUGCUACUUGCUAUAUGGCUACUUGUAUGCAGCAUCUCUACAUGAUUCCUCAGGCCAGAAAAUUUGUGCUUGAAGCAAAGUGCAGUCAAAAUACUAAACACGAAGGAACAUUGACGGAGUUGCAGAAAAUGUUUGCAUAUCUCUUAGAAAGUGAGCGAAAAGCUUAUAAUCCCCGCAGCUUCUGUAAAGUAUACACAAUGGACAAGCUGCCGUUGAAUACAGGAGAGCAAAAAGAUAUGACAGAAUUUUUCACCGAUUUGAUUACGAAACUUGAAGAAAUGUCUCCUGAGCUCCGUAAACUUGUGAAGAAUUUAUUCGGUGGUGUGAUCACAAAUAAUGUUGUAUCUUUGGACUGUCCACACGUUAGCCGCACGAAAGAGGAGUUUUAUACUGUUAGAUGUCAGGUGACAGAUAUGAAGAAUCUCUAUGAAUCCCUUGAUGAGGUUACAGUCAAAGACACACUGGAAGGGGACAAUAUGUACACAUGUUCAAAAUGCCAAAAGAAAGUCCGUGCAGAAAAGAGGGCCUGUUUCAAGAGACUUCCUAAGAUCCUAUGUUUCAACACAAUGAGGUAUACAUUCAACAUGCUAACAAUGAUGAAGGAGAAGGUCAACACACAUUUCUCAUUCCCCCUAAGGCUGGAUAUGUCAGGCUACUUAGAGAAGAAUCUGCUAGAAGCCAGUAAGCUAAGUGAUGAUGACGAGGAGGAAGCUAAUAAACAGGAAGCGGAAGAAUUUGGUGAAAAUAUUGAGGUGUACUCUUACGAGUUAAUAGGUGUCACUGUACACACGGGAACUGCUGAUGGCGGCCAUUACUAUAGUUUCAUACGAGAUCGUUUGAACAAGAAUGAGACUGGCCAGGAUAAGUGGUAUCUGUUUAAUGACGCUGAGGUGAAACCGUUUGACCCUAGUCAACUGGCCUAUGAAUGCUUUGGUGGAGAAAUGACGAGUAAAACAUAUGAUUCUGUGACUGACAAGUUCAUGGACUUCUCUUUUGAAAAGACAAACAGUGCCUAUAUGUUGUUCUAUGAGAGACGAAAACAAACUGAUGAAGAAUCAGAGCCUCAAUGUGAGCAAACUGAAAAUGAGGCUGCAACAGAUACCUAUAGAGGGCAGGUCAAUCUCUCCAAGGAACUUGCAGAGUGGAUAUGGCAAGAUAACACCCAGUUCUUGCAAGAUAAGAACAUAUUCGAACGAACCUAUUUUGAGUUUAUGUGGCAGAUGUGUUCUUAUAUCCCAACCACUCUCAUCAAAGAAGACCCAGUCACUGUGCCUUUAUUAGCAGCUAAACUAGGAACAUCAUUUGUGCUAGAGACUCUCAUACACUCAAAGGAGAAACCUCUAAUGGUCAGCUGGAUAGAACUGAUAUCAAACAAGUUUAAUUCUUGCCAUGCAGCGUGUGAGUGGUUCCUGGACCAUAUGGCAUCCGAUGAUUGGUGGCCAGUUCAGAUCCUCAUCAAAUGUCCUAACCUAGUUGUCAGACAGAUGUUCCAGAGGUUGCUUAUCCAUGUAAUAACCCAACUAAGGGCUGAACACCAUAACCUCUAUCUCAGUCUCCAUGCAAUGGAAAGUGAUGGGGAGGAGUGUGAGCUUGCAGAGUUGGGCUCUCAGUCAUGCGUCACACGAUUCAUCAAGAAAAUGCUUACUAUUAUCGAGAAUGUGAAGCCCAGUAGUAAACAUCUCACAGAGUACUUCGCAUUCAUGCUAGACUUUGCCAAAAUGGGAAGCAAUGAAUGUAUCUUCCUCAUCCACAUCAGUGCAAUAUCAACAUUCAUCAACUUCUACAUGGGACAUAAGCCAGCUGAUUAUAAUCAUGCAGAGGCAACAUCCGAAGAUGACGAAGAUGAGGAUGAUGAUGUCAUUCCACUCUCUGAUGAAAAAUACCGUCCCCAAGCUCUUGAGAAAAUGAUCACUUUGAUCGCAAUGUUAGUCGAGAAUGCAAGGGGGGAAGAUAACAAACUGGAACUGCCAGAAGAUGAUCUCCAAGCUCUUAUAGAUAGAAACUACACCCAAAUUAACUACCCGAAUAUGACGGAUAAGGAAUUCUUCAAUUCUCUCGGAAAUACCAUGAAAUUGGAGUUUCCAUUCCUGUUCAGUCAAAUCAGAGACUGUAUCAAUGUGAGGCAGACGUGUAAUCUAAUAUUUAGUCUAUCCAGGUGGAAUGACAGAUUGGCAUAUGCUAUUGUCAAUAUGAUGUUCAACUCCAUCACAAAGCUGAACUCAGACCAAGCCCAGCCAUUCUUUAAACUUCUCUCCUGCUUAGUGGAAUUUGUCGGUGGUCCCCCAGGCAUGCCCCCAUUCACGCAGUUCAUACUGAGAAAAUUCUGGGAAUUAACUGAAUUCUGCCCCCAGCAGUGUCUAGAAUGGCUGAGUAACCAAGUGACCAGGAACAAGUUAGUCCACAAUUGGGUCCUGAAGCACAUGAAUGUCUGGGUGGAGCAGUACCUCAUGGCAAACUCUAAUAUAAGAGUCAGAAAUGCUGCUGGCCACUUAUUGGUGUCCCUUGUGCCUUGCAAUCACUUCAGACAGGUCUACAGAUCAACCAGGAGUCUCCCUAGUCCACACAAAGACAUGCAUAUGUCACCAGAAGCAUUAAUCAUACUGCACGAGAUCUAUAAACAUCUCCUCAACCUGCUGCCAAAUGCCAAACUCUAUGUGGACACCGCCUGCCAUGGAACAAUGAAACUGAUGCCUUACUUCUUGCUUAUGAUGUACUGCUUAGUGAGCAAAACAGAGAAACUCAUGUUUUCGUGCCAUUUUCAAGAUCUGUGGACAUUAUUCCAACCCAAGCUGUCAGAGCCACCUAUCUCCACCCACCAGAACAAACAAGCCCUCCUGUUGUUUUGGUAUCAGGUCUGUGUUGACUGCCCAGAAAAUGUGAAGCUGAUUGUCACAAAUGCUCAUGUCACAAAGAACAUUGCCUUUAACUACAUCCUAGCGGACCAUGAAGACCAAGAUGUUGUUAUGUUCAACAGAUGUAUGCUCCCAGCCUAUUAUGGUAUUCUGCGUAUGUGUUGCGCCCAGUCUAGGACAUUUACACGGCAGCUUUCUCAGCAUCAGAACAUUCAAUGGGCUUUCAAGAACAUCUUACCAUACUCAAUGAAUUACACUGCUGCUGUGGAUGAACUGUUUAAGAUUAUGCGUAUUAUGGUCACCAAACACCAAGAUGCCUCAGAUGAGGAGCUACGAAGUAUUGCAGCAUUUCGUAGCAACACAAUUCGACUGUUUAUGCAGAAUAUUGACUCAAGAGCUUGGCAGACAAUCAUACAGGCAUUGAAGAUUGUAGUUGAGAGUCUUGAGGACAGACUUCUAGUAAUAUAUCAGCAAGGAUUCACUUUACUCUCUGAUUGUUUCCAAACCCUCCACAGUAUGUACCAUGAAGCUACAGCCUGCCAUGUAAUCCAAGAGAUACUAGACUUGUUACAUAUCAUCAUACCUAUACUUAAAGUCGGCAAACUCUACCAGGAGAAAAAAAUGGCUGAUGUGAGAACCUGCCUGGUGGGCUGGAAGGGGAGGAUGGAUUUUGUGCGUCGCCUGCUCACUCUACUCAACACCUACACUCCACCUGAAAUCCGCAUAGCAACAUCAGAUGUACUGAGGGAAAUGAUAAUUAUCUACCCUAACGACGCUCUCAACCAUUUAGUGCCAAUAUUACUGAGCAGUCACAUGACCUUCCAGGAACAGGGUAUCUGUCCUCCAAUGGGUCCAUAUUUCCCAAAGAGAGGCCAGAAACCGAUCAGUUCGAAGGCGUCCAUACGUCCUCCCAGGCCACAGUUCCAAAUGUUCCUGCAUCACAACCAGCUAGAGUCAAAUAAGGGUGUUGAUGAGCAGUAUGACCAGGCUUUGUGGGAUUUCUACACUCCGUACUACCUGGUUGUGGACCUUCUAGUCAGAAUGGCAGUCAAUCAAAGAAACCUCAAUGAUGAUGUCAUCAAUCUUAGUGCAAUGGUAGCAUAUGAAGGUGUUCCUCUACAUGUGCCAUACUUUGGUAAACUAUGGUACGAGAUCUACCACUCAGAGCAAGUAGACAAGAAGUGUAUCCAGCAUUUAUGUGCUAGUAAUGCCCUGGUUGAGUAUGUUGAUGCUGUAUUACUUGAUGAGAGAUUGUCUCUGAGUGAUAGCCACAUCUAUCAGUUCUUCUGUAACUUCUUCCCUAAGGUUUACCAACAAGUUCUCAAUGACCAGGGUAAGGCCUUAAUGGAGAGUAUUGUGGCCUCAGUUGUGGCAGAGAGGGCAGCCUUGGACAAUGUACGCAGCGAUAGGGAUUUCAAUAAUAUAGCUCAGAGAAUUAAUGGGGAUGUACGUGCAAUGUUACUGAUUUUCUCAGUCCAACCUCCCAAGAGUUUUGGUGGCAUCUUAAAACAAAACCUUCAGUCGAUUCUAAAAAUUUGCCAGAAGUACCAGCAAGCCAAGAGGGCCAGGGAAGAGCAGGAGAGAAAGCGAGAAGAGCAGGAAAGGAAACUGGAAGAGCAGGAAAGAAAGAAGCUUGAAGAGGAGAGGGAGAAGUUGGAAAGGAAGAAGAUUGAGAUAGAGCAGGAGAUAGAGGCGGAGACGAGGAAGAAGCGAGGAAGUGUGGAUAGCAAGCUGCCAGAAACUGGAGGUGGGUCAGCAAAAAAGCGCCGUCGCACAACCUCAACAGAACACCACAUACAGGGGGACAAGUCUGAGACUAUUGAAGAUAAAAACCCAACAGAUAAACCCAUGGAUACUACCAGUGAUAUCCCCUCUAGCACCACAGAUGACUCUAAUGUUCCUAGUGAUAAACCAGGCCAUUCUAGUGAAAAAUCAGGCCAGAGUGAAAAACCAGGUCUACGUGACAAAUCAGGCCUCGGUGACAAAUCAGGCCUUAGUGAUAAACCCAAUGUUACAAAUGACAAGCCAAGACUUUCUAAUGAAAUGCAAGAGUCAACAAGUGACAAGCCUACCCUUUCAAGUGACAAAGAUAUCCCAUGUGACAAGAGCCUUCCUGGUGACAAGGCCAACCUUCCAAGUAGCAGCAAAGAUGUUCCUUCGUGCAGUACAGACAAUAGUAAUGACUCUUCAAGUAAAGAUACCUCUGAAGAUCAAAAAUCAAGCGAUAAUGACUCAAAACCUGUCACUCAAGAUCCAAAAACAAAAACUAUGAAAAAGUCCAGUGAAAAACCAAGCACUUCAACGAGGGCUUACGAAAAACCUGGCCCACUCUCGAAAAAAUUAGCAAGAAACCCUCGAGAGAGGCCAGGUCCUGUGGAUAUGUGCAUUAGAAAUAUUGAUAAUUUAUUUGGGAUGAUAAACAAAGGAAGGGACAGUAGUGAAGAAACAGAAGACCAAUGAUGUGGAAAUAACAACAUCAAAAAUGUCAUGACAGUAUUUUUAAUGUUAAUAAUACAGUGAACCUGUCUAAUACGAACACCAGUAAUUUUCAGAUUAGCAGGUGGCCACAUUUCAAGUUUUUUAAUCAAAUUUGAGACAGACAGAAAGCAUUUAGAUUGAGAGGUGUUUCAUGGAUUAGAGAGGUGUUUGGAUAUACAGGUUUAGUGCACAAUGAAAAUAUGGUAAAUAUAAUAU
Molecule: messenger RNA, 11918 nt
Organism: Owenia fusiformis
Lineage: Eukaryota; Metazoa; Annelida; Polychaeta; Sabellida; Oweniidae
Source: the annotation of a GenBank genome assembly